Messenger RNA from Diachasmimorpha longicaudata, 5295 nucleotides. RefSeq names its product SNF4/AMP-activated protein kinase gamma subunit (gene SNF4Agamma). NCBI's taxonomy places the organism in Eukaryota, Metazoa, Arthropoda, Insecta, Hymenoptera, Braconidae. The coding region runs from base 652 to 3813 and encodes 1053 amino acids. Gene Ontology annotation, molecular function: protein kinase regulator activity; AMP binding; protein kinase binding. Gene Ontology annotation, cellular component: cytoplasm; nucleotide-activated protein kinase complex; nucleus. The record is from RefSeq and is a predicted model, not a curated record. Gene Ontology annotation, biological process: protein phosphorylation; regulation of catalytic activity. The transcript is spliced from 15 exons.
UUUGUGGAUUCGCCUUUGUGUUACACUAAUGCACAGUCCCCUGAAACCCCCAGCAAUGAUCGCACGCCAUUCGCACAUAAUAAAGUAAAAAAAAAAUCCCGAACGGGAUACGGAAGUGGUUUUUCUCAGUGAAGGUUUCUCCGGACAGUUGAACCACCCGUGGUGGCGGCGGGGAGGGGGGUUGCAACAACCCGUUUACUUCCUCGGUGUUCUGCGUGAUUCAGGGGCUCCACUCUGUGCAUCGGUAAUUAUUUUCCAUUAAUAUUCACAUUGCUGGGACAUGUGCAAGGCUACACCGGUUCUCUACAACGACAAUUGCUCUGUUGCAAGUGGUACAACAGGAGUGCCAUAAUAAAAAUACAGAAACAUUGGCGAUUAUGAAGGUUAUGAUAUUCAGUCUUGUUACUCCAUCGCUAGAAUUUCAGUCUCGAUUCAAGGCUUCUAUCAACAUUUUCCUAAUUCAGACGGUGUAUUUAUAUCUGAGGGAGAAACUCUAGGACAAUCAGAUUGCCUCGAUGUCGUUAUACCUUCGGCCUACUUCCUCGAGAAAGUAUCUCAUGAACCAAUACACCUGAGGAGCUAAGGGAGCAGAGGCAAGCAGCCAAAAUUCCAGCAUUUUGUAAUAUCGAAACCCCCACCCCAGAUUCCUAGAUGGAAGGCCCGAGCGACGAAAAAAAGGAAACAGCAGACCCUCACGAAAAGCAGAGUAACGGAAUAAUCGGUAAAGAACUGAAUGGCGAGACGAGAGUCGACGAGAGCCUGGAGAACAUCGAAGAUGCUGUUGACACACCAUCAGUGACAAUGGACGUAGCCACUCAUGACGCGGAAGAGGACACCAAGGGCUCUGACAAAGAGACCAAGGAGAAGACGAAGGAGAAGCGUGAGGACGAGUCCUCAGCCACCUCCACGUCGUCCUCUGAUGAUGAAUCCGAGACAAGCUCGGAGGAUAAGACCGAGUCAUCGGUGAAGCCAGAAGCUGAUCGUCCUCUCGUCACAACAGCUGAGAAGAAGGAGGAGCCUGCUAAGAACGAUGACACUACUGACGACAGUGACAUCGACGAUGAUCUCGUAUCAACUAUUAAUUAUAACACUAUUACGUCAUUGGCAGCGCUCAAGGAUAUGCUGCAGUGCACGGGGGAGGAUUCAGAUGGUGUAGAUAGUUUUUUUCAUCAUUAUUUUCUAUCGCAUGUGAAUAGAUUGCCAUCGAGAAAUCAAACUCACAGUCCCUAUCCGUGGGGGAGACGACUCUCGGAGUGUAGAGAGGAGGAUGAAUAUGAGACUGAAGAACAUAAAACUGGUGAUAUCAGUUCCAAACGAACCAAGGAUGACGAGAAAACCCUAAUAACAGCCCAGGAUUCCCAAGAAAAAUCAGAAAGUCUGCCAUCCAAGACAUCUAGUCUCUCGUCAUCAGCAAAAUCGAGCUCUGAGAAAAUUGAUCAGAAGUCAAAUGCCACCUCAAGUGUAUCCGAGUCGAGGCCACCACCAACAGCAUCGACAGGUUCACGAUUUACCACGACAACAGUUACAUCACCUACCUCCAGCAAACCACCGCUGCGUAGGAGGCACACAGCUGGCGGUGGAAUGACAUUUCCAGCCACUGAUCCUCCCAGUUACUCCAACAGUAUGGUUUUUUCACGAACUAGUCCGCUGCCGAGUCCUCAUUUUGAUAAGAGGUUCUUCGACUCUAGUUUGAUUGAGAUGAAAAGCCAAGCUAGCAGCUCCAGUACCUUAGAUUACUCAUCCACAGAAGAUAUUUGGGUUCGAAGGAUUGAUUUUGUUCAGGAACGCAAACGAAAGGAACUCGGAUCACAACCGUUACCAACAAUUGUCACCGAGGAUGCCGAUAAUUCUGGUCAAAAGUCUGAUGAUCAGGGCGCAAGACCACGUGCUGGAACAUGGGGCUCACAUUCUAGGCCAAUUAGAAAGCCAGCAUCUGGUAGUGCCCCCGGCUCGGGCAAAUCAACACCACUUCCUCAACAAUCAGAGCCAUCAGGCUCGUCUACCUCGAUGAAAGUAGUUGGAAGAAAAACAUCGGGAGUACGAUCUAGUUCAAAUAGUCGAAGUAAUAGUCGUAGCAACAGUGUAGAACGUAGAAAAAGCGGCGAUGAUACAGUUAGUCCAACGAGAAAAAAUGCUCUCUUUGAUGCUUUCCGUCCCAGAAGUAAGUCUGAUGCCAGCAAGACAAGGAAACCCAGUAUUAUUGCCAAUAUGAAGAAUGCAGUACAAAACUCGUUGUACAGAGGAUCUCACGGUGGUUCAACUAACGAUGUACACACAGAAAAGGAUCACAAACACCACAAAGACAGCAAAGAGCACAUAUCACGAUCGCGAUCUGGCUCCGAAACAAAUAGAAAUCCCGUUAGCAAAGUUAUGGAUCUCAUUAGACACCGCAGUCACAGUGCUAUCAGUUCUGAGGACAAACGUAAGGCGAGAGCUGCUGCACAACAUCAGACACAUUUGGCGUCCAACAGUGCACUUCGGAGAAACUCUCUGGAGCCAGGACAGAGGCGAUUGUCACUUGGAACACCAGCCAUACCUCACAGAGCCUCGGACGCCUGCUUGGAUCCUGUGCACGCUGCUAUCUUAUUCCGUGAUGCUCGAGGCCUACCUGUUGUCGAUCCCUUCUUGGAAAAGGUCUCACUCUCAGAUCUAGAGGAGGAUGAAUCACAGAUAUUCGUGAAAUUCUUCAAGUUCCACAAGUGCUAUGACCUGAUACCUACGAGUGCCAAACUCGUUGUAUUCGAUACUCACUUGCUCGUGAAGAAGGCAUUUUUCGCCCUCGUUUACAAUGGUGUCAGAGCAGCUCCACUCUGGGACAGCUCUAGACAGGAGUUCGUCGGUAUGCUUACCAUCACAGACUUCAUAAAAAUCCUCCAGAUGUAUUAUACGAGUCCCACUGUCACCAUGGACGAGCUGGAGGAGCACGAGCUGGACACCUGGCGCAAAGUUCUGAAGGACCAGGUGCAUCCCCUCGUGAGCAUAGCUCCAGACGCUUCUCUCUACGAUGCAAUAAAAACCCUAAUACAAAAUAGAAUUCAUCGAUUGCCUGUGAUAGACCCGGAUACCGGAAAUGUAUUGUACAUUUUGACACAUAAGAGGAUACUUAGGUUUCUAUUUCUCUACAUUCACGAGCUACCAAAGCCAUCGUUCACAAAUAAAACACUCCGAGAACUGAGAAUAGGAACUUUUGAGAAUAUUGAAACAGCAACUGAGGAGACCAGUAUAAUUUUAGCACUUAAAAAAUUUGUCGAGAGGCGAGUGUCAGCUCUGCCAGUUGUUGAUUCUGAAGGAAAACUAGUUAAUAUUUAUUCCAAGUUUGAUGUUAUUAAUUUGGCUGCUGAGAAAACUUAUAAUAAUUUGGAUGUCUCGUUGAGGGAGGCCAAUGAACACAGGAACGAGUGGUUCGAGGGCGUGCAAAGUUGUAAAUUAGAUGAAACACUUUUUACUGUUAUGGAGAAAAUUGUUAGGGCUGAGGUUCACAGAUUAGUUGUUGUGGAUGAUGAGGAGAAGGCUAUCGGAAUUAUUUCGCUGUCCGAUUUGCUGUUUUAUCUGGUCCUCAGGCCUUGUGGUGAAGACAGUACGAGCACCAAAGGUAGUUCAAUAUCCCUUCGCGCCCAGGACUCCCUGAAUUCCACAAAAGCCCUGAGUUCAGCACAAUCAGAGGCAUCACUGGCCGACGAGGAUCAGGCAGACGGAACGCCGAGUCCCCCCCUGUCUCCAGCAGCCUCAGACACCUCAGAAUUACAGCAGAGUCUGGUAAAUCCCUCGCAGGAGACAUCCUGGCGCGAGGUAGCAGUCUCCGGAGGUGAGUGAAUAUCUGAAAAUCACCAGAGCACCACACAAGAACGUUCAUAAAUCGAGGAAAAACUUCAACUGGGAAAAUCGAUUCUGAAGUACCGAAUCAUCGUCAGGAGAAGGUAUUCCCUGACCUGUAGAUUUGCCUUAAAUUUUCGUCGCUCAUUAGUCAACAAUAGUUUUAGAAUGAAACCCUUAAUUUUCAUUAAAUCGACAGAAUGAAAAAUUUGUAUCCAAUAACGAAGUGUUGAGGGGAAAGGCUUCCCUUUUGUCUACGUGAACUUUUAACAAAUUUCCCCCCCGAUUAUUCAUUUUUACUUGAGAAUCUACGUUAUGGGCUCGAUAAUUGCAUUGUCCAUAAAGUAAUUUCAUGAUGGAAAAUCAAUAAUUGUAGGAGAAAAUUCAAUUAUAAAAAUUCGUGUACACACAGGGGUUGUGUUUCACCUGGAGGCGUCUAGUGUUGCCAUUACAACGCGACGAUACCUUCAACCUGGAGAACUUUUUCAUUGUACUGUAAUCUUUCCUGUAUAUUAUAAAGAAAAUCUCGUUUUUCUCGUUUCUCCAGCAUCAUUUGUCCUAGUCUUUGCUUGUAGAGUGAUUGCAGAAUAGAAUGUGUUGAAAAUACUUUCAGUAAUUAAAUAAAUGAAGAAUGUUUAUAGGUUUAUGUAAUCAUUCGUGAGGCUUCGCUGACUAUAAUUGAGGAGAAAAACAAUUGCAGGAAGUGGAAUGAUUUUUUUUUGUAAACGAAAUGAAAAAAAACACGUGUCAUAUGGUAGUAAUAAUCUUAUGGAAUAAGAAAUAAGCUGUAUUGAUUUGUGAUAGUGCCCCUGGUCUAUGACUGUAAAAAUAGAAUAAACAAUUCAAAAUGAAAAUUGAUUUUUUGGUUCGCGUUGGGUGAAUUGAGAGCAAAAUUUGUAUAUAUUUUUUCAAUGCUACAGUUCAGUGGCAUGUGCACAUGUUACAAUGCGAUAAAUACACAAGAAUCAUGACUCACUGACGUUUGAAAGCCUUUAUUAGUGAUGAUGAUGAUGUGGUUGUCAUUAACACGGUUUUAGGAUUUUUUUUUUAUUGGCUAAUGCUGUUGGGUGUGCAGUGCAGAUGUGGGAAAGUACUGAGAGACGAUUGAUUGUGUGAUACGAGUGUGAGAGGUUUGUUGAAGGCCUAUGAAAAUUAUGAUGGAACAAAUAUUGUAUCUGCAAACUGAGUUAUUUAUUUGCUGCCUUAGAAGGUCCAAUUCACUUAUUAAAUCUACUGAGACAGUGAUUUCACGCCCAAAAGCCUUCGAUUAAACACAAUGCAAUUACGAUUUAUUGAAUUCUCAUAUUAUAAAUGCAAAAUAUUUAACAAUUGUAAUCAGGAUAUAUUUUAGGUAUUACGGAUAGGCAUUGUGCGAUGUAGAGAAAAUUUACGAUGACAGGGGAAAAAGAUACUUGAUGAUUUAUUGUAAUUGUGAAUGUGAAAAACGAACGAUUAAUAAAAUAAGGCACUAAUUUUGUCAUA